AUGUUCAGGUGCUGGCUGGUGUUGACACUGGCAGCGACCGCUGUGGCGGCUGGGACUCGCCUCCCGCGUACCUCGCAGCCCGCAACCAACCCACCUCAAUCUACCGCUCCCCGUCUACCCCAAAGAAACUUCACUAUAUCUUCCCGUUCCACGGUCAGAAACAGGGAGCAAUACAUUUUCAAUGUAUUCGAGGUUAUUGUUAGCACGCUCGAGACCAAACUACAAAGAAUUGAAAAUUUGGAUAAAGCUGUCGAACAUCUCAUGAGGAGAGUCGAAGCAUUGGACUCAAGAGUGAAUGAUAAUAUUCAUAAAACUGAUGCCAUCAUAUCCAAGUUAGGUAAUCUCGAUGUUAAACUGUUCAGUAGAAUCAACCAAGGUGACGAUGAAAGUUCUACUGAAAAAAUCAACAAUAAAAAGAACGAACUUAGCGAUGCAAAACUUCUGGAUAAAAAACUUGAAUCUUUAGAUCAAAAAGUUUCCGGCAUCGAUACCAAAUUAAUAGGACUCAAAACACAAAUCGACAACAACUUUUUGCCAGUCGACGACAUCAAUGCUGAGGCGAGUGAGAAGAAACCUAUAAAUUUAAACGUUAUUGAGAUCGCAAAGAGCCUGAACACUGAAGUUAUCAAUGAAAUAACAAAGGAAGUCGAUCAGUUGAGAACCUCGAUGUCAACUGUUGAUAGGAAAUUGCAAUUUCACAUAAAUCUUGUGUCGGAAAAUUUAGGUAAAGUGCUUUACAUGAUGGCAGACGUCCAUGCUGCUAUCGUCGAGCCAGAAUCCGCCUCCAUCAACAUUAACGGUCUCUUUAAAAACAGAACAACCACGAGCACCCCCUCACCAGCAACUAAAGCAAGCAAAAUAGAUACUCUUGUGAAUAAAAUUAUUCCUAUGAUGAGCGUUUCUGAGAAAAUGGACGAAGUGUGGGACGUGGUCGUUGGAACUAAGAGUUCAGUCGACGAUUUAGUACCGAAAUCUGAUGAACUCCUGACACAAACACAGAGACAGGAACGUGCUAUAGGCCAAAUACACAACGAUUUGAGAUUGAAAACAAAUCUUAUAAUAGAAAAUCUGGACAUGGUUGAAAAACGUCUGAAGAAGCAAGAAGACGAUGUAGCGACUUUGGCGCAACGUCCAGUGCCGGCUGAACUUCUCUUAGAUCCAACGAUAGAUAGACUUGUGGAGUACGCUCCGAACAGAUACAAAGUAGACGAGAUCUUAACAGAACCUACCACCAAUGCACCAAUCACAACACAGGCUGCAUCAACUGCUAACAUAAGCCCGAGCAGUCCGAGCAAUGUGAGUGCGAGCCCUACAAGCGCGACUGUAACGGUGACUCCGGCUGCCACAGGCAGUAGUGCCAGUGCCGGCAGCAGCGGCACUGGCCCAACCAGCCCUCGACCUGCCAGCCGUAAAGGCGGCAUAAUCUUCCCCAGCGUUAAGAACAAACCCAUCAUAGGCAACAAUACUUUCGCAUCAGAAAUCGUCGCAAAUUAUAAGGACGUUAAGGGCUACUCUUGUGUGGAUCUCCUGAAUGCAGGCAUGCGCGAGUCCGGUGUCUACUACCUUCAGAUACGAGGAACUACUUACUGGUUCCUCAAAGUAUUCUGCGAGCAGAACGUCGCAGACGGCGGUUGGACGGUGAUUCAUCGUCGCGAUGACUUCGGUAUACCAGCAGAGAAUUUCAAUCGCGACUGGAGCGACUACAAGAACGGCUUCGGCGAUCCAAACAAGGAAUUCUGGCUCGGUAACGAGAACAUUUACAUGCUAACAAACAACGACGAUUACAUGCUGAGAGUGGAACUAGAAGAUUUCGAUGGCAACAAGAGAUACGCUCAGUAUUCGCACUUCAAAAUAUAUUCCGAAGCGGAAUACUACAAGUUAGAGAUAGACGGCUACGAUGGAAACGCUGGUGAUUCCUUAAACGACCCGUGGUACGGAUCUAACAACAGUCCGUUCUCUACUUACAAUAGAGACAAUGAUAGGUCAUCGUUGAAUUGUGCGUCCAUGCUGAAAGGAGGCUGGUGGUGGAAGUCUUGCGGGCGAGGUCUCAACGGGCUGUACCUUCACGACCCACAGGAUCUAACGGCCAGGCAAGGUAUCGUUUGGUUCCGUUGGCGCGGCUGGGACUACACUCUUAAACGCGCCUCAAUGAUGAUCAAGCCGAAGGGACUUCAACCGAACACAUGA
Danaus chrysippus (African queen) is the source of this 2187-nucleotide messenger RNA. The record is from the annotation of a GenBank genome assembly. NCBI's taxonomy places the organism in Eukaryota, Metazoa, Arthropoda, Insecta, Lepidoptera, Nymphalidae.